Adineta ricciae is the source of this 930-nucleotide messenger RNA. Lineage: Eukaryota; Metazoa; Rotifera; Eurotatoria; Adinetida; Adinetidae. The record is from the annotation of a GenBank genome assembly.
AUGGCAUCGAAUCCGUUGACAAACAUCGAUAAUCUCGUUUCAGACACGUUUGAAAACGCAGUGAAAACAGGUGAUGUCGUUCUUGAACUUGGAAAAACUAUCGAACAUUCAGUUGAUGGCUGUCCGUAUCACCUACGAUCUGUUCUUAGUCAUAAACAAAAACCAUUGAAAGGAGAUGUAGACAAAACUGACAAAGAUCCAUUUGCUCCUCCUUACGAUAAAUGUGUUCACGUUUGUGACAUUCCGAAUUAUGGAUCGAAUGAGACAACCUAUGCUGUGGUACUCAAUAAAUUUCCUUCGACGAAAAAUCAAUUUCUCGUUGCUCCUCAUGAAUUCGCCAAUCAGUCCGAUCCGUUAUCAGCUGAUGAACUAUCCUUAUGUUAUCAAAUCAUUCGAAAUUAUAGAACAACAAAAUUGCUCGUGUUUUUCAAUUGUGGUGAAGAUUCCGGUGCAAGUCAGAAACACAAACAUAUUCAAUUCUUUCCAGUUUUACAAAACGAUCCACCAAUCGAUUUUUUCCUCCAAGAAGAACAGAAUUAUUCUCAGGCUUGUCAAAUCAGUCAAGUGCCUUGGGCACAUUUUGUCAUUUCUAUUCGUCCGCCGGAACAAAUUGAUCACUUAGCGGAAUAUCUGAUGAAUCAAUUUAUUCAACUUUUAGAUGAGAUGUUCAGUUUCAAAGAAGGAAAAGAAUUCAAUCCAUUGAAAACGUCGUAUAAUGUGGUGAUGACAAAGAAUUAUUUACAUGUCAUUCCGAGAACAAAAGAUACGUUCAUUUUGAAGAAUGGAUCGAAAGUACCUAUUGGUGGAAUUGAUUAUGCUGGAAUUAUUAUUGUCAAAGACGACGAAGAUAUCGAUGAAGUUAUCAAUUAUGGUAUCACGAAUAUGCUUCUCGAAGUUGGAAGAAAAAAAGAUGAAGAAAAUAAAGCGUGA